CUAUGCAUGCAGACUGCUUCUAUGAACAUUUGUGAAAGAAUGGGUCGCUCUCAGGAGCUCAGUGAAUUGAAGCGUGCUACUGUAAUAGGUUGCCACCUGUGCAAUAAGGCCAUCUGUGAAAUUUCCUUGCUACUAAAUAUUCCACGGUCAACUGUUAGUGGUGAUAUAACAAAGGGAAAGCAACUAGGAACAAUGGCAGAGUGGGCACGCUGCCACUGGACUCUAGAGCAGUGGAGUUGUAUUCUCUGGAGUGACCAAUCGUGCUUCUCUGUCUGGCAAUCCGAUGGACGUGUCUGGGUUUGGUGGCUGUCAGGAGAACAGUACUUGCCUGACUGCAUUGUGCCAAGUGUA
Messenger RNA from Staurois parvus, 351 nucleotides. The record is from the annotation of a GenBank genome assembly. NCBI's taxonomy places the organism in Eukaryota, Metazoa, Chordata, Amphibia, Anura, Ranidae.